AUGUCGCAUCCACCCCAAGGCCAGGGCAAUGGCCCUCCAAGCGCUGGAAUAGGCAUGCCAAACCAGCAGAGCGGGCAGGCGCAGGCUUCCGCAGGUGGGGGAGGAGGUGGCAACAUGUCCUCGCAGAAUCUGAAUCAAAUUGUCAUCGAAUAUCUCCUGAAAAAGGGGUACAACAAAACUGAGCAGACGCUAAGGAUGGAGUCUUCAAACUUGGACAAGGAUGGGCGACCUAUACACGAGCGGGCUGAAGACUAUGGGACCGCUAAGUACGCUCGCGCCUUCAAUCUCCUCAGUAACUGGAUAGAAUCGAGUCUUGAUGUAUACAAGUUCGAGUUGAGCCGGCUUCUGUGGCCCAUGUUUCUUUACUCAUUCUUCGACAUCGUCCUCAGCGGUGACACAACAGAGGCUAUGAAUUUUCUCAAAGACUUCGGUCCACAAUUCGAAUACGCCCACGCCGAAGAGCUUCAGGCAUUUGAAAAAAUCAAAGAGGCACAGCAUGUGUUCGACAGUCCGAUCGCUAAGCUCUACCGAGGGUCAAAGUACCGUCUACCACUCAACACCCAUUCAUAUUUCCACCUUACAACCUUUCUCGAGGGUAGCGCCAAGGAAGGAGGAAGCGUCAUCAUUUUCUUGCUUUCAGCAUACUGCGAGAUACGAGAAACCGAGCGUGGACCCAUCAACCAAUACAGUUUUGAGGCCAUCAUCAAUCAUGGAAGAGGGGUGAAGACGGAAGAAGCCGAUCUCCAAGAGGGCGUAGUUGGCGCAUUCACAGGUGUCUUGAAUAGAGAUAUAAUGGACAAUAACGCUGCACUUCGGCUUGGCCAGAUGCCUAUGGAAGCAGAAUUGGCACUGGACGUUCGAGCCGAGCUUGAGGACGAAGAUGCGAGGAACCCAGCGCCGCUAGGGAAAAAUACACUUGUGGAGGAGUUUGAACAAAACAUCAAACGCGAGGACAGUGCUGACGGUCCAACACGCAAUGAAAUUCCUUUGCCACCAUCACGCGCCAGAGACGUGGUUAUGGAGGUCCAGAAGAUCAAAGAGAACAGAGAUCGAUUCCGCAUUGAUGCGCGAAGCAGCGGAGUUGGUCCCGGAGUCUCUGUCUGCAUGUUUACCUUUCAUAAUACCCUUGAUACUAUCACGUGCAUAGAAUUCUCUGAUGACACCAACCUCGUCGCCGUCGGAACCGAGGAGUCCUAUGUCCGGGUUUGGCAUCUUCAUGGCGACCCCCUUCCUUCCAUUGUAGCUUCUGCCUCAAACGACGCCCCUCCAUCAAGCUCACGUCGUCUGAUUGGACAUUCAGCUCCAGUCUACAGCGUCAGCUUCUCACCUUCUAUUUCUGGACCCGAAAACGCUAACAAUCUCACACCUUCGACCGCCCCAAAACUACUCCUCUCCUCGUCAUCUGACAAAACCAUCCGCCUCUGGUCUCUUGAAGCUUGGACAUGCCUCGUCGUAUACAAAGGCCAUGAGGGACCAGUAUGGAAUGUUAAGUGGGGCCCCUUCGGUCAUUAUUUUGCGACCUGUGGCUGGGACAAGACUGUUCGAGUCUGGGGCCAGGAUCACAUCACAUAUCUUCGUCUGAUGGUUGGUCAUGAUUCCAAUGUCAACCAGAUCGCCUGGCAUCCCAACGGCGCGUACGUCUUCUCUGCAAGCGAUCAAGUAGAUAAGACCAUUCGCAUGUGGGCCUUCACGACCGGAGAAUGUGUUCGAGUCUUUACCGGCCACAACGCAUUCAUCAGCGCGCUCGAGUGCAGUCCUAGUGGUAAGAUUCUAGCAUCUGCUGAUGGUGAUGGAAAUAUCAUUCUCUGGGAUCUUCAAAAGGGCACACAAAUCAAGAAAUGCAGAGGUCACGGGAAGGGUGGGAUAUGGUCUCUCUCCUUCAGCGUCGAGUCUACAGUACUUGUCUCUGGAGGAGCCGAUGGCAGCGUCCGAAUCUGGGACGUCGAGGUUCCCAUAGAACCACAGAAACCCGAGGGGGAGGUCAUUGGCACCGGUGGGCAGGCUGAUGCAACCCGUAUCAAUGGUACUGUUGUAGGUGCGCCGUCAAUUGCGGCCGCAGUUGCUGGGGGAAAGAAGAAGGGCAAGGAGACGAUGAUCACUGCUGAUCAGAUCAGUAACUUCCCUACGAAGAAGAGCCCAGUCUACAAAGUGAAGUUCACGAGGAUGAAUCUGGUUAUGGCUGGUGGUUGCUACUUACCUUAG
This is a messenger RNA of Drepanopeziza brunnea f. sp. 'multigermtubi' MB_m1, 2202 nucleotides long. RefSeq lists its product as uncharacterized. Gene Ontology annotation, molecular function: protein binding; RNA polymerase II general transcription initiation factor activity. Gene Ontology annotation, biological process: transcription initiation at RNA polymerase II promoter. Lineage: Eukaryota; Fungi; Ascomycota; Leotiomycetes; Helotiales; Drepanopezizaceae. The record is from RefSeq and is a predicted model, not a curated record. Gene Ontology annotation, cellular component: transcription factor TFIID complex.